Piliocolobus tephrosceles (Ugandan red Colobus) is the source of this 3338-nucleotide messenger RNA. RefSeq names its product regulator of G protein signaling 7 (gene RGS7). Gene Ontology annotation, molecular function: GTPase activator activity. Bases 619 to 1854 code for a protein of 411 amino acids. NCBI's taxonomy places the organism in Eukaryota, Metazoa, Chordata, Mammalia, Primates, Cercopithecidae. The record is from RefSeq and is a predicted model, not a curated record. Gene Ontology annotation, biological process: intracellular signal transduction; regulation of G protein-coupled receptor signaling pathway; positive regulation of GTPase activity. The transcript is spliced from 19 exons. Gene Ontology annotation, cellular component: cytoplasm; neuron projection; plasma membrane.
GACUCCCGCGCGCGCUCGGCUGGUCCCAGUCCCCGGGAGAAGAAGCGGAGGAGGGAGCGAGCCAGCGAGGCGGCCCAGGGGAGCGGGCGCGAGUGGCGGCUGCCGGAGCCGCCUGUGCACAGGCGGCGGCGAGGCGAGGGUGGCGGUCGCCUGAGCAGCGAGAGCCGGGGCGGCGCGGAAUCCGCAUCCGCCGCGAGUGUGAUGAAGCUGCCCUGCCUCGCUGCUCCGCUUGCCGCCAGCUGACACCGCCUGCACCCAGCCCGCCCGGGAGGGGAGACGCCGCGGGGCCGUGACCUUGGCGGAGGAGGGCACACUGAUAAUUCUCGUAUCUGAGUGCGGACCAAGUUUUGAGCGACAUGGCCCAGGGGAAUAAUUACGGGCAGACCAGCAACGGGGUGGCAGAUGAAUCACCUAACAUGCUGGUGUACAGAAAGAUGGAAGACGUCAUAGCACGAAUGCAAGAUGAAAAAAACGGAAUUCCUAUUCGUACGGUCAAAAGCUUUCUUUCCAAGAUACCUAGCGUCUUCUCCGGUUCAGACAUUGUUCAGUGGUUGAUAAAGAACUUAACUAUAGAAGAUCCAGUGGAGGCGCUCCAUUUGGGAACGUUAAUGGCUGCCCAUGGCUACUUCUUUCCAAUCUCAGAUCAUGUCCUCACACUCAAGGAUGAUGGCACCUUUUACCGGUUUCAAACGCCCUAUUUUUGGCCAUCAAAUUGUUGGGAGCCGGAAAACACAGAUUAUGCCGUUUACCUCUGCAAGAGAACAAUGCAAAACAAGGCGCGACUGGAGCUCGCAGACUAUGAGGCUGAGAGCUUGGCCAGGCUGCAGAGAGCAUUUGCCCGGAAGUGGGAGUUCAUUUUCAUGCAAGCAGAAGCACAAGCAAAGUGAGUCCUUAGUGGACAAGAAGAGAGACAAGAUUGAAAGGAAGAUCCUUGACAGCCAAGAGAGAGCGUUCUGGGAUGUGCACAGGCCUGUGCCUGGCUGUGUAAAUACAACUGAAGUGGACAUUAAGAAAUCAUCCAGAAUGAGAAACCCCCACAAAACACGGAAGUCUGUCUAUGGUUUACAAAAUGAUAUUAGAAGUCACAGUCCUACCCACACACCCACACCAGAAACUAAACCUCCAACAGAAGAUGAGUUACAACAACAGAUAAAAUAUUGGCAAAUACAGUUAGAUAGACAUCGGUUAAAAAUGUCAAAAGUCGCUGACAGUUUACUAGGUUACACGGAACAGUAUUUAGAAUACGACCCGUUUCUCUUGCCACCUGAUCCUUCUAACCCAUGGCUGUCCGAUGACACCACUUUCUGGGAGCUUGAAGCAAGCAAAGAACCGAGCCAGCAGAGGGUAAAACGAUGGGGCUUCGGCAUGGACGAGGCAUUGAAAGACCCAGUUGGGAGAGAACAGUUCCUUAAAUUUCUAGAGUCAGAAUUCAGCUCGGAAAAUUUAAGAUUCUGGCUGGCAGUGGAGGACUUGAAAAAAAGGCCUAUUAAAGAAGUGCCCUCAAGAGUUCAGGAAAUAUGGCAAGAGUUUCUGGCUCCUGGAGCCCCCAGUGCCAUUAACUUGGAUUCCAAGAGUUAUGACAAAACCACACAGAACGUGAAGGAACCUGGACGAUACACAUUUGAAGAUGCUCAGGAGCACAUUUACAAACUGAUGAAAAGUGAUUCAUACCCACGUUUUAUAAGAUCCAGUGCCUAUCAGGAGCUUCUACAGGCAAAGAAAAAGUCUGGAAACUCAAUGGAUCGCAGAACAUCUUUUGAAAAAUUUGCACAGAAUGUGGGCAGAAACAUCCCUAUUUUCCCAUGCCAUAAAAACUGUACACCAACACUGAGGGCCAGCACUAACCUGUUAUGAAAAGAGGGGAAAUCUCUCACGUCCAAGAGGUUAACAAGCCUUGUUCAGUCUUACUAAAUGGAUCAUCUUGUAGCAUGAAUGCAGACUGGAGUCACUGCACAUACUUUGUAGCUCGCUGUUGUGAUCUGGAGCAGAGGACAUUAGAACAAGAUGUUGCAUGAGCAAAGGACCUAAAUUGUUAUUUGUGUGUGUACAUUCCAUCUCCAAUGGACUCUUCCAUCUCAAUGCCUCCAUUCCAGACUGUUGUCUGCUUUCUUUCUCCCUCUACUUACGCUGGAUCUGUGUCUUUUCCUUUUUAACAAGUUCAAGUGAAGUAAAACCUUUUCUUUUUUUCCUUCUCUCUCUCUCUCUCUCAAAGCUUCAGCUAGACACACAGUUCACUGAAAAUUCAGUCAGUCAAAAACUGGAAGAAAAAAGUAUAUAUCAAUAAGUAUACAUACGGCUUCACAUUUAUUAAACAGUAAAUUCGCACAGAAAGUUUCAUUUCACCAGUGUAUCCACAGUCGGAAACAAACUCAUGUCUUUGUCUGUUGUCUGUACAUUCUCCGUUAAUGUUUCUUGCAUUUAUUUUUAUACCAUAUUUAAAGAAGAAACACCUUUUACUCCAAAUGUAUUAAAGUUGUUCCCUUCUCUGUAAAUUUGUGUAUGUUUAUAUUGUUGUUUUAUCUUUCAUUAAAAGAUGCAGAAUCUCAUUGCUUUUGUAACUUUCGACUUCUAUGCUAACUAAAAAAGAAAACGCUGAGAAAUCCACAAAACCACAACCGCAGAGUUAAAUUUAGGUUGUCACCUUGAAAUUUUUUUCAGGGUUUCAAGACACGCUUGGAUAGUACAGAAGCCAGGGGCAGAUGGAAGUUUUUUUGGAGGCUCACCUGAGACUUGGUAGAUUCUUUUUCUCCCAUGGAAGAACACCACAAAUUGAUCUUCCACAUUUUCAAAGCUAUUUAAAAGGGCUUCUGCCUCAUGAUGAAUACGUAUCUGUGUAUUCUGCAAACUAAUAUUUCUGUUCAAAUUAGGAUUACGUGUGACUUAUUAAAUCAGGUACUGAUUUGUUCUUCAAAACACAAUUCUAAAAAUAUCAUAGGUCAGUGCCUCUUAACUUUUCGGAGGUUACAGAUUAUUUUGAGAGCACAGUCACCUCUUGGCAUCCCUGGGAAAUUGGUUCCUAGACCUCUUCAGACACCAAAAUCCACAGAUGCUCAAGUCACUAAUAUACAAUGGUGUGGUGUUUGCAUAUAACCUAUGGAAAUCCUCCCACAUACUAAAUCAUCUCUAGAUUAUUACAAUACCUAACACAAUGUAAUGCUGUAUAGUUGUUAUACUGUAUUUUUAAUUAAUAGAACUUUAAUUGUUGAAUUAUUAUUUUUAUUUUUGACUUUUUUCAAAUCUUUUCCAUCCACGGUUGCUUGAAUCUAAAGCUAUGGAACCUGUGGAUGUGGAAGGCUGACUGUGUGAUGUAAUUAGUAAAAUUUAGUGAUGCUUACUAA